This is a messenger RNA of Ciona intestinalis (vase tunicate), 1492 nucleotides long. The record is from RefSeq and is a predicted model, not a curated record. NCBI's taxonomy places the organism in Eukaryota, Metazoa, Chordata, Ascidiacea, Phlebobranchia, Cionidae.
UAAUACAGCUAUAGUUUUUAAUUAAUAAUUAUUUUAAGUGUGUUUUUAACAGACCAACUACACAAAUAAUUAAAUAAAUCACUGACCAAGCUUGUAAUAUGAAAUCUAAGCCAGAUUUAUCCAGUUUAACCAUCGAAGAACCGCAUCAUAACGACGAAAUAAAUGCUUACGUGCAAGCUGUUGAAAACUUCGAUGAGGAGAAUGCAACUUUGACGGAAGAUUUGGAAAAAUAUUUAAAUCACGUCGCUAAAACUGGACACAUAUUGGGGACAUGGAAAAAGGUCCAAAAAGUUUUUCUAUUAAAAAUGAAGCAGACAAUGAAUGAAUUCUUUGAGAAGAAUCCUUACAAAGCGGGGAAGAUUAAUCCGAAUUGUGAAAACGAUGAUUAUCAUGAAAUGAAAGAUCGGCUGAUUACUUUGAUUGAUGAUUUUGACAGUCCUCCUUUUACGUUCCAACGACUGUGUGAGCUCAUCACAAAUCCAAAGAAGAAUUAUUCGAAAUGUGAAAAGUUUAUGCGAGCUGUUGAGAAAAACCUGAUGGUUGUCACAUCGUGGUCGUAUUCUAACAUAAAAAGAACAUCAGACACCCCAUGUAAAGUAAACGGAACAUUUGAUUCACAAACUCAUUACACAAGUGAAAGCACAUGGUCUUCACUCCCUCCCUCACCAGCUCUUACAACAACUGCCCCGAAAAUACCUGAUGUCACAGUAACCUAUUGUGAUGAAACUAAGAAGAACAAUGAAGGUCAAAGUUCAGACAAUACAACAAAUAAUGAAGCAAUCACUUCCAGUACACAACUUAUUGAAGAUAAUGCAAAAGAUGGAGCAAAUCCAAAUAAACAGCCAGAUAUUAGGGCCGAGAAUGAGGUUGCAGUAGAUUAUAAUAAAACAUCAGAAGUUUUAUGCAGUAGUUCUAGGAAUGAGAGAAAUGAAAUAAAAGUAUCGCCUGAUAGAGGAGAGGGUGUUUGUGAGCUUGACAAGAACCCAUUACCAGGAGUUGAUACUUUGGUGGAAAAGCAUUCAAUUAUAAAGACUGAAGAAGUCCAAACAUCACUAGUGACAGAGGCUGCUUGUGGAGAUGUGUCGGACAAACCAAUUGAAACCCCCGCAGGUAUACUACCUGUUGUACAAUCACCAAAACGUAAACUCGUUCCCGAUAAUGAGGUUCAAAUGGAGUUAGGAAGCCCAACCAAACGUCCAAAACACGAUGAAGCAGCUGAUGGAACUGCACAAAUGGAAACCUCAAAUGAGACAACAAUUUAGAUUAAAAUUUUAUUCGUAUAAGAUGUUUUUAUAUUUUUCACCGUAUGUUAUGUGUUGCCAGUAUUUUAAACUAAACACUGGUCAUUUGAAAAUCACUCAGUUCUAGGAACAUAAAAGGACAGUGAUUUUAUUUAAUAUUUACCAAUUUAUGAUUCAAUUUAACUUAAAUCAUUGCCCAUUUGUCCAAUAAUACUGCCUUGAGUCAAAUAAAAAUUGUUCUUUUCUGUUCA